Molecule: messenger RNA, 1032 nt
Organism: Leptosomus discolor (cuckoo roller)
Lineage: Eukaryota; Metazoa; Chordata; Aves; Leptosomiformes; Leptosomidae
Source: RefSeq, a predicted model, not a curated record
AUGGCCAAGGCACGUGUGGAGCCACACGGGCAGUGGAGCACGAGUGCGGUACCGACCAUCUCCCAGCUGGUAUCGACCUCUGCCCCUUUGCCUGCUGGUGGAGGUGCCCAGACCCCCCCUUGUGCAUCCGAAUGUCAGUCCGUGACUGUGGAGCUGCCAUCGGAGGCAGUGAACAGGCUGCAGAAGGCUGCCUUCCCUCAGGGAGAAACACCUGAGCCUCCAGCUCUGCUGCCUGCGUGCGGGGAGAGGCUGCGAGGGACCCUCGCCUUCGUUCCUGCCCUCCUGCGCAGCCAGCCCCCACGGUCCCCCAGCCCUGUCUGUGGCUCCUGGCACCCUCUGCCCACCACGCGAGCGGCGCAGCUGGCAGCUCCCAGGCUGCAGUUAAUUUUUAAUUAUUAUCUGUUUCUUUAUCAAAUCUAUUCUUUUGGAAGAUAACUAGGACAAGGCAGCUUUGGGGUAGUAACUGAAGUAAAACACAGGACUACCAGCAAGAAAUGGGCCAUCAAGAAAGUUAACAGGAAAAAGGGUGGAAGUUCUGCCAUGAAACUACUUGAACAGGAGGUGAGCAUCUUAAAGAUAGUGAACCACGAUCAUAUAGUACACUUAGAAGAGAAGUUUGAGACUCCAAAGCAGAUGUAUCUUGUGAUGGAGCUGUGUGAGGAUGGAGAACUUAAAAAAAUUCUUAGUAGUAAAGGACAUUUUACAGAAAAUGAGACAAGGCACAUCGUUCAGUCUUGCUUCAGCAACAGCCAUUUUAUUUCUUACUCUCUCUUGUCAGAUAUUGUUCCCAGAGAUCUAAAACUGGAAAACAUUUUAGUUAAAAGCAGUGACACAGAUGAAGUAAAUGAAAUUAAAUCAAACAUAAAGUUGACUGACUUCAGUUUAGCUGUAUAAAAAACUGGCAGUAGUGAAAGCAUGUUUCAGUCUAUCUGUGGGACUCCUGUAUGCACAGCCCCUGAAGUUAUCAGUGCCUAUGACUACAGCCAACAGUGUGACAUUUGGAGCAUAGGUGUCAUCAUGUACAUGCUGUAA